GUGCCUCCCCCUUAAGCCUGUCUCUUUCGGGGCGCCCCUUCCUCCUUCCCCCCAUCUUCCUCCUUCCUCCGCCUCGCCGGAGUUAUGCCCAACAAGACUCUGAAGAUGUCCUUGCCCAGGAAAACCAAGAUCCACUCGGCGGCUGGACCCAUUUGCUCCUCUUCGGGCUACAAGAAGGCGGACGAUGCCAUGUCCGGGGCCACGUCCUCUGCGGACCAGGAGGAGGCAGCAGCCCGCACCAUUUACUUGAACCAGCCCCAGCAGAGCAAGUUCACCGACAACCGGGUCAGCACAGCCAAGUACAGUGUGGUGACAUUUCUACCUCGAUUCUUGUAUGAACAGAUCAGAAAAGCUGCAAAUGCUUUCUUCCUCUUCAUUGCCUUACUGCAGCAAAUUCCAGAUGUCUCUCCAACUGGAAGAUAUACCACCUUGGUGCCAUUGAUAUUCAUUCUCACAGUUGCUGGCAUUAAGGAAAUUAUAGAAGACUAUAAAAGACACAAGGCUGACAGCACAGUGAACAAAAAGAAAACAAUAGUGUUAAGAAAUGGCAUGUGGCAGAACAUUAUGUGGAAAGAGGUGGCAGUGGGAGACAUUGUGAAGGUCACCAAUGGGCAGCACCUCCCAGCAGACAUGAUCAUUUUGUCUACCAGCGAACCUCAGGCAAUGUGCUACAUUGAAACAUCUAAUCUCGAUGGGGAAACUAAUCUUAAAAUACGACAGGGGUUGACUCAGACUGCAAGUCUGCAGUCGAGAGAAGAGUUGAUGAAGAUAACUGGGAAGAUAGAGUGUGAAGGACCAAACCGUCAUCUUUAUGACUUCACUGGGAAUUUGCGUAUAGAUGGCCAAAGUCCAGUCCCAAUUGGACCUGACCAGAUUUUAUUAAGAGGUGCACAGAUAAGGAAUACUCAAUGGGUUUUAGGAGUAGUUGUCUACACAGGACAUGAUACAAAACUUAUGCAGAAUUCAACCAAAGCUCCCUUGAAAAGAUCCAAUGUGGAAAAAGUGACCAAUAUGCAGAUCCUCAUUUUGUUUUGCAUCCUUCUUGUCAUGGCUUUAGUGAGCUCUGUGGGUGCCUUACUGUGGAACAGAACACAUGGAGAUGACAUUUGGUACUUUGGCUCAAAUGAAAUGCUGUCUGUCAAUUUUGGAUACAAUCUGCUCACCUUCAUCAUCUUGUAUAACAACCUCAUUCCCAUCAGUCUGUUGGUGACUCUGGAAGUCGUGAAGUUUACUCAGGCUCUUUUUAUAAACUGGGACAUAGAUAUGUAUUAUAGUGAAACAGAUACACCUGCAAUGGCCAGAACUUCAAAUCUUAAUGAGGAACUUGGCCAGGUAAAAUACCUGUUUUCUGAUAAAACAGGAACCUUAACAUGCAAUAUUAUGAACUUCAAAAAAUGUAGUAUUGCUGGAGUAACCUAUGGUCAUUUUCCAGAACUGGCAAGAGAAUGUUCAUCAGAGGACUUCAGCCAGCUUCCUCCUUCCACCAGUGAAUCUUGUGAAUUUGAUGACCCAAGGCUGCUGCAGAACAUCGAGAGUGAGCAUCCCACAGCAACUCAUAUUCGAGAAUUUCUCACCCUCCUGGCUGUGUGUCACACCGUGGUUCCAGAAAGAGAUGGAGAAAAAAUCAUCUACCAGGCCUCCUCUCCAGAUGAAGGAGCUUUAGUCAAAGGAGCAAAAAGACUUGGCUAUGUCUUCACUGGAAGGACUCCUGAUUCUGUCAUCAUUGAUGCGCUAGGAAAAGAAGAGUCCUACGAGAUCCUUAACGUGUUGGAAUUUUCCAGUAACAGAAAAAGAAUGUCUGUGAUCGUCCGGACUCCAGCAGGAAAACUACGUUUGUACUGCAAAGGCGCUGAUAAUGUCAUUUUUGAAAGACUGUCCAAAGAUUCCCUAUACAUGGAGCCAACACUAUGUCAUCUGGAAUAUUUUGCUACUGAAGGUUUGAGAACUUUGUGCAUUGCAUAUGCAGACCUAUCUGAAAAUGCUUAUCAGGAUUGGUUGAACGUAUAUAAUGAAGCCAGCACAAACCUGAAAGACAGAGCACAAAAACUGGAGGAGUGCUAUGAAAUCAUUGAGAAGGAUUUACUCCUUCUUGGUGCCACAGCUAUUGAGGAUCGCCUUCAAGCAGGUGUCCCAGAAACAAUAUCAACUCUAAUGAAAGCAGAAAUCAAGAUUUGGGUACUAACAGGGGACAAGCAAGAAACCGCUCUCAACAUAGGUUAUUCGUGCAAGCUCGUGUCACAGAGUAUGUCUCUCAUCCUUGUGAAUGAAGAUUCUUUGGAUGCAACAAGAGCUGCCCUGACCCAGCACUGUGCAAACCUGGGAGAUUCAUUGGGCAAAGAAAAUGAUAUUGCAUUGAUUAUUGAUGGCCAGACUCUGAAGUACGCCCUUUCCUUUGAAGUCCGGCAGUCCUUCCUGGACCUAGCACUAUCCUGCAAAGCUGUCAUCUGCUGCAGGGUGUCUCCUUUGCAGAAGUCUGAAAUAGUAGACAUGGUAAAGAAGCAUGUGAAUGCCAUCACGCUGGCCAUCGGCGAUGGUGCCAAUGACGUAGGAAUGAUCCAGACGGCUCAUGUUGGAGUAGGGAUCAGCGGCAACGAAGGCAUGCAGGCGACCAACUCCUCCGAUUACGCGAUAGCACAGUUUUCCUAUCUGGAGAAGCUAUUACUUGUCCAUGGAGCUUGGAGUUACAAUCGAGUGACGAAAUGCAUACUUUAUUGCUUUUAUAAGAAUGUGGUUCUCUAUAUUAUUGAGCUUUGGUUUGCCUUCGUUAAUGGAUUUUCAGGGCAGAUUUUAUUUGAGCGCUGGUGCAUUGGCCUCUACAAUGUGAUUUUCACAGCGUUGCCUCCCUUCACCUUGGGAAUCUUUGAACGAUCAUGCACUCAAGACAACAUGCUUAGGUUUCCCCAACUCUACAAAAUUACGCAAAAUGCUGAUGGGUUCAAUAGCAGGGUAUUCUGGGGCCACUGCAUCAAUGCCUUGAUCCACUCCGUCAUCCUCUUUUGGUUUCCACUGAAAGCACUGGAACAUGAUGCAGUAUUUACAAAUGGCCAGAGUGUAGACUAUCUGUUUGUCGGAAACAUAGUUUAUACGUAUGUUGUAGUGACCGUCUGUUUGAAAGCUGGUUUAGAAACUACUGCAUGGACAAAAUUCAGCCACUUAGCUGUUUGGGGAAGCAUGCUGCUUUGGCUGGUCUUCUUUGGCGUCUAUUCUACCAUCUGGCGCAUGAUUCCUAUUGCACCAGACAUGCUUGGACAGGCAGACAUGGUCUUGAGUUGUGGAUACUUCUGGCUCGGUUUAUUGCUGGUGCCCACAGCGUGCCUUGUUAAAGAUGUGGCAUGGAGAGCGGCCAAGCAUACCUACCAUAAAACUUUGCUGGAGCAGGUUCAAGAGUUGGAAGCUAAGUCCAAAGAGCUGAGAAAAUCUAUGCUGCGUGAUAGUAAUGGAAAGAGCAUGAAUGAACGUGACCACUUGUUAAAAAGACUCGGCAGAAAAACCCCACCAAGUCUCUUCCGUGCUCAUUCCGUACAGCAAGGGGUGUCACAUGGAUAUGCAUUUUCUCAAGAAGAACAUGGGGUUGUUUCCCAGUCUCAAGUUGUCCGAUCCUAUGACACUACGAAGCAGAGAACUGGAUCAGAAUAACAUGGUCUUUUUGCCUGAGCGGUGGCUGGAGUAAUAAGAUUGGGAUCAAUGCAUCCACUGUUAAUAUGUCUUCGAGUAAGGUUGGCAACAGCAGCAUAAACACUGGAAAAUCCCUUUACUGUGGCCUUAGCCAACAAGUUUGCUAUGUAUGCUUCUUGCAGACUUUUGAGUGCACACUGGGGCCGGGGUAUCAUCAUUUGAAAUCAGCUGCGGUGUUCUGCCUAACAUUUGUUUACGUUAUUUAUGAAACAUUUGGCCGUGCUACACAAGGUGUAAAAACUGAAAACAUUUUGGCUUUGCCUGCCAUUUGGAAUUAAAAAGUAUAUGGGAGAACGAUCUGUAAACGCAGAAAAGUACAGAGGUUGUGUGUUCCAUGAGAGACCCGCCUUCGCUUUAAUGCAAAUAGGAGUGCUUGCAUUUCCUGUUUUGUCAUGGCCGGAUUCAAGUGCACGGAGUUGCAUAUAUAAAACUUGGCUAGUCCUUGCUGUUUAUUUGAGCAAAAUGUUCAUGGAAAGGUAAAGGGGGGCAGGAAAAUAAACAUAAUCAUGGAGAAUGUAGCAGAGCAAGAAUAAGGCUGCAAGAGUGAACACUGCUAGCUUUUUUCAGAAAGAACAAGUAUUGUAAGGUAUCAAAUAUAUCACAGCAAUGUUGGCUGUUUACACACAUAUACACACAUUACCUUCUGGCACAAUAUCUAUCCAUGACCCUAGUCAGCUGCAUGGCAGGACAAUGGGUGCUCUUUGCAUGGUGUUCUCUUCAACUGUGCAUCUGAAAUGAUGAUUGCAAUGCAGCCCUCUAUUAAUUGCUGGAGUGCAUCAAAAGCAGGCUUCUUUUGUAUGUGAGCAACUAAAUUCUGGUCUAGUAACUAAUCAUAGUCGUCACUAUUCUAGUCACUCUGUGUUUAUGUUCCAUCAUCCACAGAAGUAUUCCCAAAUCCUAUGUGAAUAAUGCAAAGUAGCUCCUUACGAGGAGAUCAUGUGGAUUUAGGCAUUCUGCCCCCCUUUGCUCAUACUGGCCUUUCUUUAAAUGCUUUUUAUAAAAAAAAAUAGCUGGUGCCUUAACAUUCUCUGCUUGUGCAAAUUAUGAGAAGUUUUGAAAGGUUAAAGACAAGUUUGGUUUGGACUAUCGUUGAGGUGCUUGAAUUUCUCUACAAGAUCAGUAAAUAAUGCAAAUACUUCAGUACGCAUCACACUAGAGAAUGAAUCCACUUUAAAUCCAGUUUCUGCCUCUUGCAGAAUUCUAGGUUUUGUAGUUUAGUGAAGCUGUUAAAAGGCUCCUCCCUGAACUACAAACCCCAGAAUUUUGCAGGAGGCAGCAACCAGAUUUAAAGUGGAUUCAUUCUCUAGUGUGAUGAGGUAAAGGUGGAGCAGGAAAAGAACCUGCUCUUAUAGAAGUAAAAAGUACGAAACUAAGCCUCUUCCUUGAGAAAGUUGAGAAGAGGCUGGGGACAUCAAACAAGAAUCAACUUGAUGCUAACUCAAUACGUCUCUUUCUAUUUAUUACACAGGAAAAUGGCUUAGACUUAUUUGUAUAUUUGUUUUUUAAUCAGUUUCGGAAUCCAGGUGUCACCAGUUCAGGAAAAUGGUUCCUAUGAGAUAGAAUGCCAUAAAUGUGUAAAGAUUGUACUAUGAAAUGGGAUUAACAUUCAGGUUUCCAGCUUGCUUCCAACAGGGCUUUAUGACAAGGAGAAGCUUUUCCCUUUGUAUAGUUGUAGUAAUGCAAGGUGGUGGGUCUCCACAUGAUUUAUUCCUGCCUGCUAUGAAGCAAUUAACAAUGUAGAAGGCCUCCCAGGAAAAAAAAGGUUGGCCUACGUAGCUAGUGUUGCAAUCAGCCUUUGUUCACUGCUCCAAGGAGAGCUCGCAACACCAUUCUUGUUCACUUUAGGAAUCCUCAUUUUAGUUUCCAGAUGUGUUUUUGAAAUCAGAAGAAAUAGAGAAUCCUUGCUGUAUGUAUUGUCGAAGGCUUUCAUGGCUAGAACCACUGGGUUGUUGCGUGUUUUCCGGACUGUAUGGCCAUGUUCCAGAAGUAUUCCUGAAGCAAGAGAAUUCUUCUGGAACAUGGCCAUACAGCCCAGAAAACACACCACAGCAAAUCCUUGCUGUGUUUAUUGGCAAACUUUCUACAUGAAAUGGACGUGCCAUAGACUAUACCUCAGUAUCAUGCAUGACUCUCAGGAAAGCAAGAGAUGAGUAGAGCCUGCAGUGUUUUUCUUCAGACCUAGUAUUUUUCUUCAGACAAGUUCUAUUGAUGUUUUUUAGCCAUGCCACAUGUCUAAAAAACUUAAGAUAAAUACUGCUACAAACCUUCAGCCAUUUUGUUCCAGCAUCACAUGUACUGCACAGGAUAUGUUAAAAUGCUGCUAUGCUUUUUCCCUUUCACUGACCACCCUCUGGAAACUGUAUUGGUUUAAAUGCAUCCAAAAAGAUGUUCACAUGUGAAUAUUUAUGCUCAUCAAGUCAAAGGAAAUCAGCCAUCUGAAUCCCCUCCCAGCCUCAUCUUUCUAGAUGGCUUGAAAUGAAUCCCGGCAGUUGUCUGCCACCAUCGCUCUCCUGUCACCUUCCAAGACACAAAGAUUACUGUUACAUCAGCAUUUGAUGGCAAUUUCCUUGGACCAUAACUGGAAGAAGGGAGAAAUACCUCCAUCCACCCUCAAGUCAACUUUGAAAAUGGAAGGAAGACAAUAGUGCAGAAAAGAGAAUUGGGAAUCAAUUUGCCAACAACUCUGGAAGUCAAGGGGCCAAAUGUGUGGUGUAGGUGUGUUUAGAUGAAAGUAUUUUUUUUUAAA
Molecule: messenger RNA, 6421 nt
Organism: Anolis sagrei ordinatus
Lineage: Eukaryota; Metazoa; Chordata; Lepidosauria; Squamata; Anolidae
Gene: ATP8A2
Product: ATPase phospholipid transporting 8A2
Biological process (GO): neuron development; phospholipid translocation
Cellular component (GO): plasma membrane
Molecular function (GO): magnesium ion binding; ATPase-coupled intramembrane lipid carrier activity; ATP binding
Source: RefSeq, a predicted model, not a curated record